Phaethon lepturus (White-tailed tropicbird) is the source of this 486-nucleotide messenger RNA. Its product is annotated as putative methyltransferase DDB_G0268948. The transcript has 3 exons. Gene Ontology annotation, molecular function: S-adenosylmethionine-dependent methyltransferase activity. The annotation marks the transcript as partial. Lineage: Eukaryota; Metazoa; Chordata; Aves; Phaethontiformes; Phaethontidae. The record is from RefSeq and is a predicted model, not a curated record.
AUGGCAGUCCAGAUGUUUGAGGGGAGAGGGCACGCGGCUGUCUACCGGAAAUACAGGUUUGCUCCGGGCAAAGAGCUGCAGCAAACCAUCCUUGCCUAUCUGCAGGAAAAGAGGGCAAACCCUGCCGAGCUAGUCGUGGAUGUCGGUUGUGGAUCUGGACAAGGCACCCGCUUCCUUGCAGAGCACUUCAAGAAGGUAGUGGGAACGGACAUCAGCGAAGCACAGAUCCAGGAGGCCAGGGAUGCACCCUCCAUGCCCAAUGUCUCCUACCUCGUGUGCCCUGCAGAGGAGCUGCCUUUUGAGGAUGCCUCAGUGGACCUCCUGACUUCGUUUGCAGCUGUGCACUGGUUUGAUAUCGAGAAGUUCAUGAGAGAAGCAAACCGGGUGGUUAAGCCAGGUGGUUGCGUGGUCAUCAGCACCUACACUGUGGACAUGAGUUUGCGCUAUGGAAACUGCUCUGAAGAGCUGACGAAAGUCUUCAGGGAG